Neurospora tetrasperma FGSC 2508 is the source of this 1524-nucleotide messenger RNA. RefSeq lists its product as uncharacterized. The record is from RefSeq and is a predicted model, not a curated record. NCBI's taxonomy places the organism in Eukaryota, Fungi, Ascomycota, Sordariomycetes, Sordariales, Sordariaceae. The coding region runs from base 1 to 1062 and encodes 353 amino acids. The transcript has a single exon.
AUGGCGCCCAAGAAAACCAGCAAAGGAGCACGCGGCGGCGGUAGCAGCAGCUCCGGCGGUGCUCUCGAGCCGCCCAAACCCUUCCGCAUCGCUCCGGACUCGCUCAAGGCCUUCACCUCUUCUCUCUCCAAGAAGCAUGUCUACAUCGCACAUGUCGACCAGAAGCCGGCCUCCUUCAAGCGCAAGAUCUUUUCUGUGCCGAUUAUGCUCAACGCCGUCGUCUUUGCCCUCUUCCUGUGGCGCAUGUGGUACAUCAUUCCUUACUACGUCGCGCUUUUGUCUUCCUCGUUCCUGGGGUACGAAAACUCUACAACGAUCCGCAUGGCCGACCUGACCUAUCGGCAAUUUUUUGCGGUGGCCGGCCGGCGCACGCUUACGUUUCUGUUUGAUUUCGUUCUCGCCGUGUUCGUCUGGCCUUGGCCCAUCGAGUUCGUGUUCGGGCGCAAGCACGGCAGUCCCGUGUUGUGGCGAACGGCCAUUGGGUUCCGCGACAAGGAGAUCUACGUGCGCCGGUCGCGGUCGUGGGACACGCAGGUGUAUGGUGUGGAUAUCUUUUCGGAGAAGCCGCAGGGCAACGAGGCGCGCACGAUUCUGUGGGACAUGGUUCGCAACGCAACUUCCCCGAUGCUGCUGCAGGAGAAGACGGGAUACUUGACCAUGAACGGGGACUGGGACUUGGAUUGGAAGGCUAUGGUUAAGGCGACUACCUUGGUGGAUAAGAAAGAGAUUCCCCUGGACGCGUUCAGGACGCUCGUGCUUUGCCACCAUGACAAAUUCGGGUGGAUUGCGAUUGACAUGAAUGAGUCUGGGGAGAAUGCGCAGGAGGCUGAACGCAGGAGGCAGGUUUUUGCGUUCCGUGAUGCGCUGACGGCCAUUGGAAAGGAGAACCUUUUCUAUCGCUGGAUCGAGGUCAUUCAAUUUGAGACCCAGCAAGGCGGCUUUACGCAGGAGCGCCAGAUCGAGGUGGCGCAGAAAAUUCGGGAUCUGUUCAAAGAAAAUGGAGUGGACUUUGACGCGUUUUGGAAGGAGGCUGUUGGGUCGGAUCCCUCAGUUGGGAUAUAAUGACCUACCUUGAAAGAAAGAAGAGAAGGGUGGAAAAGGCAACGACAUAUACAUGUCAUACCGGCUGAGUAGACGGGAACAAGGACAAAGUUCACGAGCAACAUAUAGACCAUAAUUGCAUAUACAGGUAUACAGGGCUGGACGAAUGAAAGGCACCGGAAGAAAUUCGAAUAAAUGCCACUGCAUGUUCGCAGCGAUCCACGGGGAAUAGACGAAGAGAUCGAGAAAGAAAACACCAUCCUCACUGCCUUCAUUUCUUGCUGCUCUUGGCCUUCUUCUGAGGACCAAGGGCUGCUUCACGCCUCUUGGCCUCCUUGGCCUCAAACUGUUCCCUCUUGAGCUUCUCCUGGGCUUCGCGUUCUUCCUUCUCGGCCUAUCAAAAUCGGAGACGGUUAGCAGCAAGUCCCGUAUGAUGUACGAUGGCGGAGCAACAACAAAUAUGCCACAUACCUGUUUCCUAGC